AUGAGUAAAGAAUCCGCUGCCGCAUUUCAUUCUGUAGUCGACGUAUACGAACGUCAUACCAAAACCCUCCGCCAACUUGCAGAACCAAUUGAUGCGUGGAGCACCAUGUUGGAACAUCUCCUUUGCCUUCGACUUGAUACCGGUACCCUGAAAGCGUGGGAAGACUUCGCUACUACUGCUGAUAACCCAGACUUCAACUGCCUGAUCGACUUUCUACAGAGACGGGCCCGUGUUUUGGAAUCGAUGUCAGUAAACCAUCAAGCCCAGCCUGCACCGCUCUACCAGCCGCCCAUGUUUCGUAAGCCGCCGUUCCAAAAAAUCGUUUCCCAUGCCGCAGCAGAAACAACCCAUCGCCAAUGCCAUGCAUGCGAUCAACAUCACCCACUUUUCCAAUGCCCACAGUUCGAAAAUAUGUCGCUCCCCGAACGAUUAGAUCUCGUGAACUAUGAUCGCCUAUGUCACAAUUGCUUUCGCCAAAAUCAUAUUGCGCAGAAUUGCCAAUCGAAUUUCUCCUGCCGUCACUGCAAGAAACGACACCAUUCUCUGCUGCACCCUGGCUACUAUCCAAUCGAAGAUGAUCUACAGCCUUCCACAUCACACGCACUAGCCCACCCAGUGAACUUCAUUGAAAAGCGAAAUAAUGCAUCGACCGUUCAACGAAGAGCGACGUCCACUAAUGCUGCAACAGUCCAUGCGAAAGAUCAAGCUCCGCUUUCAAACGCAAACGUUUUGCUUUCUACGGUUGUGCUACUGGUCGUCGAUUCUAACGAGUAUUUGUCGCUAGGUCACAUGAGGCUAGUACCUGAAAACGAAAUCGAACCGUCUCUGGUGCACUACCUACCCCAUCAUGCCGUAUUAAAACAGUCAAGUACAACCACAAAGGUUCGUGUGGUAUUCGACGGAUCUGCAAAGACAUCGACCGGAUUUUCUCUAAAUGAUGCCCUGCAAGUUGGUCCUAUCAUUCAGGAUGAACUUCUUACCUUAGUGCUUCGGUUUCGCAAAUACCCCAUAGCGCUUGUAGCGGAUAUCGAAAAAAUGUAUCGCCAAGUGUUAUUGAACCCAGAAGAUGCCCCGCUACAACGCAUACUUUGGCGAUUCGAUUCUCAUGCCCCGAUUUCCACCUACGAAUUGCAAACUGUGACAUAUGGUCUAGCUACAUCGUCAUUCCUGGCCACACGUACCUUACAGCAACUGGCCGCUGACGAAGAAGAUUGUUAUCCACUCGGCGGACCGGCCCUACGCAAGGGGUUUUAUGUGGAUGACUACAUUGGGGGAGCAGAGACGAAAGAAGAAGCAAUUCAAACUCGCAUCGCACUAGAUGAACUGCUAAGGAAGGGAGGGUUUAUUCUCAGAAAGUGGACAUCAAACAACUCAAACGUUCUCGAAGACCUCGAUCCGUCGCAGAUUGGAACUCAGCCCGCCCUCAAAUUCGACCACCAUGAAACAAUAAAAACGCUAGGAGUUAGCUGGGAACCAGCGACAGAUCAGUUACGGUUUGAUUCCUCUCCCUUUUAUGAAUACGGACCACCCACUAAACGAUCCAUACUGUCGUCCGUAUCCAAACACUUUGACCCUCUUGGUCUUACAGCGCCGGUUAUUAUACGGGCAAAAAUGCUUCUCCAAGAGCUAUGGUUGCAACCUUGCGGAUGGGACGAAGAAGUUUCGGACAAUAUACGCACUAAAUGGGAGAACUAUUAUGCCGAACUUCCAUCACUUUCUUCCUACAGGGUGAACCGGUACGCAUUCUUACCAAAUUCCACCGUCCAACUGCAUACAUUUGCAGAUGCAUCCCAGCAGGCAUAUGGCGCUUGCAUAUAUGCCAGAUCAACUGAUUCCAAAGAAUUAUCAGCUGCUGUUCUCGCGGCCCGUCUACACAAAAAGGUUGCCGCCGCUCUGGAUAUGCUCAUCUCCACAUCUUUCUUUUGGUCCGAUUCCACAGUCACGCUGGAAUGGUUACGCUCCCCUCCAUAUACUUGGAACACUUUCAUCGCGAAUCGAGUGUCCGAGAUACAAACCAGUACCCACGGAUCCCACUGGAACCAUGUAACGGGUAAACAAAACCCUGCGGAUCUCAUCACGAGAGGGAUAAAAGUGAGCGAUUUCCUCAACUGUGACCUUUGGCAUCACGGACCUAAGCGGCUAAAACUACCUGAAGCAGAAUGGCCAGCAAAAACACAGCAUCAGAAAACCCAAGAAGAUAUUCUAGAGCGGCGAAGGAUGGUGGCGGCCGUCCAAAACAAGCCCUGCGUGAAUGAAAUAUUCAAGCGAUUUGCUACUUACAACCGAUUGAUUCGUGUGACAGCAUACUGCCUUCGUUUCAUCGCUGCCUGUCGACGAAAAUUGUUUCCCGAGCAAACGCCAGAAAAUUCCACAACACUCACAGUGCAUGAAAUCACAGCAGCUCGCUUUAAAUUAAUAGCACUAGCCCAAACAGAUGUAUUCGCUGAGGAAAUGAGAGAUCUGGGGAAGGGUUAUGCGAUAUCCAAACGAUCCGACUUACGCCUUUUGAGUCCUUUUGUCGAUCCGGACGGUAUAUUACGUGUCGGGGGCAGAUUAAAACUCUCCGAGCAGCCUUACCUGACUAAGCAUCCAAUCCUAAUUCCCAGUUCCCAUCCAUUCAGACGAUUAGUGGUUCAGCAUUACCAUCUUAAACUGUUGCACGGUGGCGGCCAUUCGGCAAGAAUAUUGGCCAAUUCAAGGACGACGAGUGCAAAGCAGCAGACCGGACAAUUGCCCUUGCAACGAAUCACUCCAAGCCGCCCUUUUUCGGUUACCGGUGUGGACUAUGCCGGUCCAGUAUAUAUCAAGCCAAUACACAAACGAGCGGCACCUACAAAAGCCUACCUCAGCAUUUUUGUUUGUUUCGUGACGAAAGCAGUGCAUAUUGAACUGGUCAGCGAUUUGUCGACCCCCGCUUUCCUCUCUGCACUAAGAAGGUUCAUUGCCCGCCGCGGCUGCCCCACGCAUAUGCACUCCGAUAACGGAAAGAAUUUUGAAGGUGCACGUAACGAACUGCAUGCACUUUACCAGUUACUGCAGAAGAAGAAAAUUACCGGAGAAAUUGCCACACACUGCGCAAACGAAGGAAUCCAAUGGCAUAUGAUCCCUCCGAAGGCUCCACAUUUCGGUGGAUUGUGGGAAGCAGCUGUAAAAGUCGCCAAGAAGCACUUGUAUCGCCAGCUUGGAAAUGCAAUGCUCUCUUUUGAGGAUAUGGCUACGGUGUUGGCUGAAAUCGAAUCAGCAAUGAAUUCGAGACCUCUAAUACUACUCACGGAGGAUCCAAAUGAUCUAACAGUCCUCACACCAGCGCACUUCCUGAUUGGCACUUCACAAUCCGCUCUCCCCGACGCCGACGUCAGCCAGAUGCCGAUCGGCCGUCUUGAUCACUAUCAACGUCUCCAGCAUCGAGCACAACAGUUUUGGUACCAGUGGAAGACCGAAUACCUUCAAGAAAUGCAGAAAAACAACAAACAUAUCGCACCAAACACAGCCCGGCAGAUUGGUAGUGGUCGUCGACGAGUUUCUCGCACCCGUAAAGUGGUCAUUAGCGAGAACCAUCAGACGGCCUUACCCGCGUCGUUGAAUUACGCACCAGCAAGGGAAUCAUUCGCCGACCGAUUACGAAGAUAUGCCUGCUGCCCUAUAAUGAAGAUAGUCGCUGAUUGCCAACGGUGA
This is a messenger RNA of Topomyia yanbarensis, 3675 nucleotides long. RefSeq lists its product as uncharacterized. NCBI's taxonomy places the organism in Eukaryota, Metazoa, Arthropoda, Insecta, Diptera, Culicidae. Gene Ontology annotation, biological process: DNA integration. Bases 1 to 3675 code for a protein of 1224 amino acids. The record is from RefSeq and is a predicted model, not a curated record. The transcript has 5 exons. Gene Ontology annotation, molecular function: nucleic acid binding.